This is a messenger RNA of Microthlaspi erraticum, 3312 nucleotides long. The record is from the annotation of a GenBank genome assembly. NCBI's taxonomy places the organism in Eukaryota, Viridiplantae, Streptophyta, Magnoliopsida, Brassicales, Brassicaceae.
AUGGCGAACAGUGCUUGGAUAGAAGCUUACCCAUCUGGAAGAUGUGAAUACCUACACUUUGAAGGCUCUGACCAUAGACCCAUCAUCACGUUCUUUUACCCUACGAAGAACAAAAGGAAAGGCUUAUUCCGAUACGAUAGAAGCCUAAGGAAUAAUGAAGAGGUCAAACUUAUCGUGGAGAAAGCCUGGAAGACUUACCCUAAUGCUAACAUUGAUCACCGCAUUUCAAACUGCCGAAGAGCCAUAAUCCAGUGGCACAGGCAAAACCACCGGAACAGUCAACAAAGGAUUGAAAUGAAAAGGAAAGAAUUAGAAGAGGCAAUGAGCAGCAAUGUUAGUAGUGAUAAUCUAAUCUUCCAGAUCAACAAAGAGUUAAAAGAAUCUUACCAAGCUGAAGAGGAGUAUUGGAGGCAGAGAAGCAGACAAAUGUGGCUCAGCCUGGGGGAUAAGAAUAGUGGAUACUUUCACGCAGCUACAAGGGGAAGGAGAGCAAGAAAUAAUAUCUCAGUCAUUGAAGAUGAGAAUGGUUCACCUGUGUAUGAGGAAGAGAGCAUAGGAAAAGUCAUUACCAGUUAUUUCGCAGACAUGUUCACCUCCGAGAACGGUGAUAGAGCGGAAACGGUGAACCAGAGCCUAUCCUCGAAAAUAUCUGAGGAAACCAAUGCAAAACUCAUACAGAUUCCAACUCCAGAGGAAGUAAGUGCCGCAAUCUUCUCAAUACAUCCGGACAAAGCACCGGGUCCGGAUGGAUUCUCAGCAAGCUUCUUUCACUCAAACUGGGAAACGGUUGGAAAGGAUAUAAUCCAAGAAGUCCAGCUCUUCUUCACAUCUGGAAUCCUCCCACGAGCGAGACUUCAUCCGAUUCUGAACGAACUCGUAUCCGAAAACCAAUCCGCCUUUGUCCCUGGAAGAGCCAUUUCGGACAAUGUGAUGAUCACGCACGAGAUUCUCCACUUUCUAAAAAUUUCAAAAGCAAAGAAGAGAGGUGCAAUGGCUAUAAAGACUGAUAUGACUAAAGCCUACGAUAGAGUGGAGUGGGAUUUUAUCAAGCUAGUUCUAGAGCGUUUGGGUUUUCAUACCAAGUGGAUCGGAUGGAUCAUGCAGUGUGUGACCUCGGUUACAUUCCAAUUCCUCAUUAAUGGCACAGCAGUAGGAUUUGUACAGCCCUCCAGAGGAAUACGCCAAGGGGAUCCACUAUCUCCUUAUUUGUUUAUUCUCUGCAGUGAGGUGCUCUCGGGACUCUGUCACAAAGCACAAGCAAAUGGUCAAAUUACAGGAGUGAGGAUAGCUACAAGAGGACCUCAAGUGAAUCACUUACUGUUUGCAGAUGACACGAUGUUUUUCUGCAAGUCUAAUGAGAAAACAUGUGCAGCUCUUAAAGAAGUACUCCGAAAGUAUGAGGAAGCAUCAGGCCAGAAAAUAAGCUGCCAAAAAUCAGUAAUCACGUUCUCAAAGCAGACACCAGAAUACGUGAAACGAAGAGUUAAGAGAGACUUGGGAAUUAAUCAGGAAGGAGGACAAGGAAAAUAUCUCGGACUACCAGAAGCCUUUGGUCGGAAAAAGAAGGAUCUUUUUAACGCCGUGGUGGACAGAAUACGACAAAGAGCAAUCUCCUGGUCUUCAAAACAACUCUCAUGCGCUGGGAAGCUGGUCAUGCUCAAAUCAGUCCUCUCCUCGAUGCCAACUUACUCAAUGUCCUGUUUUAAGCUCCCUGUCAAGCUAUGCCAAAGAAUUCAAUCAGUCCUCACUUGUUUUUGGUGGGACGCAAACGAUGGAAAAAGGAAAAUGUGCUGGAUAGCUUGGGAUAAACUCACCUUGGGGAAAAGGGAAGGUGGUUUGGGCCUCCGAGACAUCCAAAGUUUUAAUGAUGCACUCCUCAGUAAACUAAGCUGGCGCAUUCUCUCAAAUCAACAGUGCCUACUAGCAAAGAUCCUCAAAGGCAAAUACUUCCCAAACACAAGCUUCCUAGAGUGCGAAGCUUCUGAAGGAUCCCACGGCUGGAAAGGAAUAACCAUAGGGCGAGAUCUGUUAAAAGAAAAAUUGGGAAGAGUCAUUGGAAAUGGAAAAGCAACAUGCGUAUGGGAUGACCCCUGGUUAUCGACUAAAGAGCCUAGACGACCUAUGGGACCAGCACCAGAAUUAGCGAAGAACCUAAAAGUAGCGGACUUAAUGCUAGCUUCAGGCGAAUGGAAUGAAGAGAAAAUCAGUGAAAUCUUACCUCUACACAGAGAAGAAAUCCUCUGCAUAGUCCCUGGCUCCUUUGACAAAGAGGAUAAACUCGCAUGGCUCCCUCAAGAUUCAGGAGAGUACUCUGUGAAGUCCGGAUAUUACACGGCGAGAGCCCGGAAAUUCCCAGAUAAUCUCCCUACAACAACAACGGAAUUUAACUGGAUUACAGAGGUAUGGGAUGGGAAUUUUGCACCUAAAUUAAAAAUCUUUUUGUGGAAAGCGGUUCAAGGAGCGUUACCAGUGGGAGACAACUUAGCAAUCCGAGGAAUGACCUUCCAAGCCGCUUGUAUCCAUUGUGGACGACCCGAAUCCACACUUCAUAUGCUUUUUCACUGCAAUCUAGCACAAGAAGUCUGGAGUAUGGCCCCGUUUCGAAACCAAAUCUCCUCAGGUGGAAUCAUGAACCUCAAGGCCGGGAUCAAGGUGUUGAAUGUAUUGAUUAGUUUACCUCCGAUGGGACUUAGAACAGGGACCUUGGCGCCUUGGAUCAUGUGGAGCAUCUGGAUGAGCAGGAACAAUAGAAUCUUCAACAACAGAACCGCCUCGGCUCAAGAAACCCUAGAUCUAGCACUGAUAAGGGCACGCGAAUGGCAGGAAGCCCAAGAGAAGCCGAUCACCGGUAAAUUGAAGAGCAGAUCUACCAGAGCACCAAUUCCACCGAGGUUUAUCCGCUGCCAGACAGAUGGGGCUUGGAACGAACUCGAGAAAUCAGGAGGAAUGGCCUGGACCUUCCACCACAGCAACAACCAGUUAAUUACUCAGAGAGCAAUCGCAAGGAGGAACAUCGCUUCCCCGUUGAUUGCAGAAGGCUUGGCGAUCCGCAACGCGCUCGUACACGCCCUCGAUCUUGGUUUCACUUCUCUGCAUGUGGCUUCAGACUCACAGCAGAUCAUCAAGGCGAUUAAUUCAGGAGGACAAACUUCAGAGGUCUUCGGAAUUCUCCAAGAUAUCACUCAUCUAGCUCUCUCUUUCACAGAGAUAGUUUUCGUUUCAAUUUCUAGAGAGAACAACGUUGUAGCUGACGUUUUGGCAAAACAUUCACUCCGUGACUUUUUGGUAGUUGCGGGGUUAAACAGAAGUUAA